Molecule: messenger RNA, 4345 nt
Organism: Podarcis raffonei (Aeolian wall lizard)
Lineage: Eukaryota; Metazoa; Chordata; Lepidosauria; Squamata; Lacertidae
Gene: EHD4
Product: EH domain containing 4
Exons: 6
Coding region: 438-2060 (540 amino acids)
Biological process (GO): endosomal transport; endocytosis
Cellular component (GO): plasma membrane; cytoplasm
Molecular function (GO): GTP binding; calcium ion binding; protein binding
Source: RefSeq, a predicted model, not a curated record
GGAGACGCUCCCUCAGGUAUACUGGACCGAGGCCAUUUAGGGCUUUAAAGGUCAGCACGAACACUUUGAAUUGUGCUCGGAGCCCCUUGGCUUGCUCGCCUCUCCUUUCCAGUCAGCACCAGGGGGAACUGGGCUCAUGGAGAAGAGCAAGAUCCCUAUAGUAACCUCACCAUAACGUGGAGCCAAGCCCCGCCCCUCGAAAGCAGCUCUGUUGGGUGACCGAGAGAAAACUGAGUCUGAGGUGCUUCCAGCCUCCGCCCCGCCGACCGAGAGAGGCCGGCGCAGAGCGAGGGCGGAAGGCACGGAAGCGGGGAGGAAGGGCGGGGCUCGCCGUCUGCCGGCUCGGCCUUCCAGUGCGGGCAGCGGCGAGGCGAGCGAGGGGGGUGGACGGCGGCUGCGUCCUAUUAUUAUUACUAGUGCUGCGAGAGGCGGUCGAGAUGUUCAGCUGGCUGAAGCAAGGCGGGCGCCACCGGCCCGGGGAAGGCGAGGACGUGGUGGAGACGGUGACGGGCGGCCUGAAGGAGCUUUACGCGAAGAAGCUGCUGCCGCUGGAGGAGCACUACCACUUCCACGAGUUCCACUCGCCCGCGCUGGAGCCCGCCGACUUCGAGAACAAGCCCAUGGUGCUCCUCGUGGGCCAGUACAGCACCGGCAAGACCACUUUCAUCCGGUAUCUGUUGGAGCAGGAUUUUCCAGGAAUGAGGAUUGGUCCAGAACCAACUACAGAUUCCUUCAUUGCUGUCAUGUAUGGAGACACUGAAGGGAGUGUUCCAGGGAAUGCUCUUGUAGUAGACCCUAAAAAGCCGUUUCGCAAACUCAGCCGUUUCGGAAAUGCAUUCUUGAAUAGGUUCAUGUGUGCUCAGUUGCCCAAUCAGGUUCUGAAGAGCAUUAGCAUCAUAGACAGCCCCGGCAUUCUUUCAGGAGAGAAACAGCGAAUACGCAGAGGCUAUGACUUCUGUCAGGUUCUGCAGUGGUUUGCUGAGCGCGUUGAUCGUAUCAUCCUCUUAUUUGAUGCCCACAAACUUGAUAUUUCUGACGAGUUCUCAGAAGCAAUCAAAGCGUUCCGGGGUCAGGAUGACAAGAUCCGGGUUGUGUUGAAUAAGGCUGACCAAGUAGACACCCAGCAGUUAAUGAGAGUCUAUGGAGCACUCAUGUGGUCUUUGGGGAAAGUGAUUAACACUCCAGAGGUAUUGCGUGUCUACAUUGGCUCUUUUUGGUCUCAGCCCCUGCAAAACUCAGAGAAUCGAAAGCUGUUUGAGGUGGAAGCACAAGAUCUGUUCCAGGACAUCCAGAACCUACCACAAAAGGCAACAGUGAGAAAACUGAAUGACCUUAUCAAGAGAUCACGACUUGCAAAGGUACAUGCUUAUAUCAUUAGUCACCUGAAGAAGGAAAUGCCUUCAGUAUUUGGAAAAGAAAAUAAGAAGAAAGAACUUAUCAACAAGCUACCUGAGAUUUAUGUUCAGUUGCAGCAACAGUACCAGAUCUCACCAGGGGACUUCCCUGAAGUCAAGAAAAUGCAGGAGCAGCUGGAGAAAUACGACUUCACCAAAUUCCAUUCUCUGAAGCCAAAGCUGAUUGAAGCUGUGGAUAAUAUGCUGGCAAACAAAGUUGCCUACCUCAUGACUCUGGUGAGCCAGGAAGAGCGUAACACGCCUGCGCAGAAGGUUCAAGGUGGGGCAUUUGAUGGCACCACAGUAGGACCAUUUGACCAGGGCUACGGGGAAGGUGCCAAGGAAGGAGCCGACGAGGAGGAGUGGAUUGUUGCCAAAGAUAAACCUAUAUAUGAUGAAAUCUUUUACACUCUCUCGCCAGUCAAUGGUAGAGUCUCUGGGGCCAAUGCAAAGAAGGAAAUGUUGACCUCCAAACUGCCCAACAGUGUCCUGGGAAAAAUCUGGAAGCUUGCUGACUGUGAUAACGAUGGCAUGUUGGAUGAGGAGGAAUUUGCAUUAGCAAAGCAUCUUAUCAAGAUAAAACUGGAGGGAUAUGAACUCCCCAGUAGCUUGCCUAUCCAUCUGGUACCUCCAUCGCAUAGAAAACCUUUGCGUGGGGCACAGUGAUAAACGCAUUCUAAAAUUAAAGUUCAGUACCUGUUACAGUUAAAGAUUGUAUAACACACUUGAAGGUAGGGUUCUUGUCAAGCAUUUUAGGGCCACUUCAAACACUGAAUCUGUCCUAUAUGGGUACCACUUGCACACGAAAAAGCACAGAAGCUAUCAUGUACCUCAUGCACUGGGGAGCGAUGCUUAGUGGCAGUUUUCUGAUAUGUGUGUUUGGGCAGCAUGUAUAUCUUGUAAAAUAAACACAUGUAUAGUCAUGGCAUGUGUCAUGACAGGCUCCAUAUGCUUUCUGUCAUUUGAAGUGGCCCUCAUGUAGAUGCUGCAUUCCGUGCACAUUACAGGAACUAGUAACAUAGCACAGGGAUAAACCUAUGUUAAUAGAUCUGAAGGCCCCCCAGUAAAAGGACAGCAGGGGGAGUGUUUCUUACAAGUGCCUUUGAAAAUUACCUUCUGGUUUUUGUGGGUAAGGUUUUUGACAUUUUUUCCACUGUGUUUACAAUCAAAAUACUAAACUGGGAUUGAGCAGAUAUAAAAAUAGUUGCAACUAUAUACUAAACAAUACUUUGAUAACACAGUGCAAAACUACCUUUAUUCUUCAAAAGGAAAUCUAACAUUUUACACUUCCAAGGAGGCAGGAAUUUGUUCACUAAUGAUACUUGAAAAGAAAAUCCACCUUCUGCAAUUCCAUUUAGAGAUUGUAAGAAUGCGCUUCAGUUUUUUUUGUUUUAGCCAAAAAUUAAAGGCCUGUCUUGGACUAGGCUUCUUUACAAAGUUGUAUUUGUUUGGGGAAGGAGAAAAGGGGAACGUAUGCAUGGAAAGAGCUUUCAUAAGAAUAUGUAAUUGUAUUUAGAAAAUCAACAAAUUACUAUAUUUGAAAGUUAUAUAUAUUUAAAUUGACAUUUUAAAAAUCUUACAGCUCUUUAGCUACUAUAGAUGUUAUCACUGUUGUCUCUGUAUAAGUAGAAUAUAUAUGAAGAGCCCUGCUGGAUCAGGCCAAGGGUCCAACAGUGGAACCCACUGUCAGGACUUGAAGGCAAUAGUCUCCGCAUUGUUUACCUUCACAUCUGCUAGCUGGAGGUGUGCUGUUCCUAAACAUGGAGGUUAUUUUUUAGCAUCAUGCCUACUAGAUAGAACUAGUCUCUAUUUAUCUUAGGCAUUUUUCAAGCUAUCAAAUACAGAGGCCUUUGCCACAUCUUGUGGAAGUGAAUUCCAUAAGUUUAUUUUUGUUGUAAUACUGUGAAGCCCCUGGUAGUUGGUUGGUUGUUUUUUUAAGAAAAAGAAUAAUGUGCAUUAUAUACAAAUAUUGACACCUCUGUUCACUGCAAUGAUGAUUUGCAAAAGUCCAUUUGGAGGGCUUAAUCCCAAAGUACGACUUUGCUGAAAACACACCUACGUACGUGACAGAGCUACUUUGCAGAAUAUAUAUAUAUGCUUGUGUCAGUGGAGAGUGAGGUGACUUAAAUUAGUUGAUUAUAGUUUGCACAGGUUAAAGUAGUUUGAUCUACUAAUUCUAAGGCUUUAUUUUGAACAUCCACAGGAAACCUUCCUGUAUAUUCUAACCUACAAAGUGUUAUUUUCACUUCUUUCAUUUAUGGACCGCCACUAGAUUAUGACUGCCUCGUGGCAUGAAACCUGUACAGUGAAUGCGUCAUGGGAGGGCUACAGCAGUCUAGCCAAAAGGCCUGUAGGUGUCCUUUCAUGAAAGACAGAGCAAAUGAGUCAGUUUCUCAUGUUGCAUCAGCAAAGUACUAUUAAUUGACUUAAUCACUUAUGCUAUCACCUGUGGACUCAGUCUGAGCAACAAAUGAUGUCACCCAGAAAUCUCCACACUUUAUAUGAAACUGCCUUAUACAUAUUACUGGUCCAUCUGUCUUAGUAUUAUCUACUGUUAUCUAUUCUGGCACUCCAGGGUCUGGGGCAGGGUCUUUCCCAAACUAGUAACUUCAGAUCUUUCUAAACUGAGUUGUCAGGGAUUAAACUUUGGACCUGCUUGAAAAGCAGAAGGCCCCUUCACAGUUUAUGUGUUGUGUGGAGAUCAGCCUAUCCCUAUACAGUAGCUGAGAAACUUAAGACUGAUGUAAUCAUCAUCUUAGUGCAUCCUGUUAAUGCUAUAGUUCAGUGAGAAAUCAAUUAACAAACUAACAGCUCUAUUCCUACUGUUACUAGGCUUGUGUGUAUUUGUUUACAGGCACAGACAUCACUCGGGGUAAGUAGCAUAGGCUAACUUAGUGUUCUUGCUUUCUGAGGCUUAUGGUUUUCAAAAUAGUUGAUUAUUAUUUUUUUGG